Messenger RNA from Cladocopium goreaui, 2673 nucleotides. Lineage: Eukaryota; Dinophyceae; Suessiales; Symbiodiniaceae. The record is from the annotation of a GenBank genome assembly.
UUGAGCCAUGUAUGCUGGGACGGCGCAGAAGCAGCCGCGACGACAGUUUACCUGGAAGAAGCAAGAAGAUGAAGGCGAAGCAGAGCACUUGGAAAACGAGGAACUAAGGGGUCACUGGCAGAACUUCCAUCCUUUGCCGCGCGGAGCCAAGACCCUGGCGGACAAUGCCGUGGAGUGCGUGAAAGCCAUGGCGCGGGAGGUUUUAGUGGUGGAUGUGGCUGGUGGCAAUGACUGCAAUGACUAUGGCAUGGCACACAGUGGCCCUGCGGAAUAUUUGGUGGACAACAGCCAGCUACAGGCGCACGCACCUGGCAUCACCUUUCGUUUUAGUAAACAGUUGGAAGACCGCGACGACCUGGGCGAACUUGCCGCCUUUGGUAGUCUGGUCUUGGGCAUUGACGAGGGCGAUGGAUGGCUGCGCGCGCAGAACCCUUCCGGCGAGAUCCGUUUUCUGCCCAUGGAGAUCCAGGGCGUCACGGUGCUCUCGCGGACCGGGGCCGAACGCCAGCGGGAGGCUCUCCAGGAGCGGCGUCGCCGCAAAGAGGAGGCCGAACAGCACCAGAGAGAUCUGGAGGCCUGGCAGCGUCGCGCCGCCGAUGCGGAGCGGCUGCACCAGGAGCGCAAACGCUCCGCGCAGGCUCAUCGAGAAGAAACUGAGGAUCCCAAGGCGGAUCUGCUGAAGCCCAGCACCAGUGGCAUUCGGGGCCGUACCGAGGCUGUCCUUGAACGACACUAUGCUGGGGAAGAGGAAGAGGCGCCAGAUCACUACCAAGUGCUGGGCGUACCACGCCAUGCCUCGCAAGAAGAAAUUAGCCAGGCCUACCGCGCCCUGUCGAAGUUGUACCACCCAGACCGCCUGAAAAGCUCUGGUGGAAUGUUGAGCCAGGCCGCGGCGCAGCGGAGCCAUGAGCAACGCAUGGCCGCGCUGAACGCUGCGAAGCGCACCUUGUCCGAUGCCAGGUUGCGUCAAGCUUAUGACAAGACCCUGCCAGAAGAAGAGGCUGAGACCUUGGAGAAUGCCAAGGUGCAGGCCUUUUCUGGUGACAAGCUGGAGGAGCAAUAUGACUUCGACUUCAUGGGACCCGACAGGCCCUUCCGGAUUGCCAAAGGCCGAGCCGCCCGCGCCGCCAAAGCUUGUGGGAGUCGAGAUCGCGUGCGUUUGGCCAUGGACCAACUACGAGGGAAGGAGAAGAUGAGCCUUGCAGAUAAAGAUGGCCAGAUUCGGCCGGCAGGGCCGAUGACGCCUUUCACUGGCUUAGGCUCUUGUGCCGACCCAGACUGUGUUGCACAUCGCCUGGCAUGGCCUCAGGUGCGCAGUCGCUUCCGUGACUUCAUCGUGGGACGGAUCCGAGACGCGCAGAACAAUGUGGGGGGCCUUUCUCCCUGGUGGAAUCCCUCGGGAUUCAGGUACAGCUCCAUCGGCAGCGGUCAGCUCCUCUUUGACCUGGACUUGAUCGAAAGGAUCCGCUACGCUGGGGUGCGCAUCGCACAGAUUUGCCUCGUGGACACGGUCUAUGCUGGCUCACCACCGCCUGUCGAUAUCCGCAGAGCUUUGCGUGAAUUCACGGACUGGCAACGUGCGGCGUCGCAGCUGUGUCGACAGGAGCCCGCGGAGGUCUUGGUCUUUAGCGAAGUCUGGGACUACUACGAGAGCUGCUGUGAAUCCGAAUCGUCAGCUUUUCCCGAUUCCGAGCGCUACAGGCAACCCUGCGACCUCUUAGUACACUGUGAUGCCGCCUGGCCCGGUGCCGAUGAGGAGCUGGAACAAUUGGCGCAAGUCUCUCUGAGUCGAGGUGGUCUCUUUGCCCAGCUCUCGCAGCAAGCAGUGACCGAUGUCGAUGUGGCUGGGACCGCUGGGACAUCAGAGGUCAAUGAACGUGGACACAGUUUGGCUCCUUUGAUGGCUCGCGCGUGGAUCCAGAUGGAUGCUCAAGGCACUUCCGAAGCUUCACCUCAGCCUUCGCGGCCUUCACAGCCUUUGCUGGUGGAGCUGGAAGAUGAAAUGCUGGACCGGUGUCGCGAGGCCAUCGAGGACACCAAGGUCUCGGAGCCCAAGUGCGAUCUGCAGAUGGCGCGGAUCCUGGCGGAGGCGCGGGAGAAGGCGCAACAGGAGGCGCGGAAACGAGGCAAAGCUGCAGAUGUCGUGGCGACCAAGUCGCGGAAAGCCUUUGAAGCACCUGCUCGCCCCGAAGAGCCCAUAGAAAUCUCCUUCCGUCAAAGUCAGCCGCCCUUCAGCUACUUCAACGACCGCCAAAGCAGUCGAAGUCGCGUGCCCGGCAAAGGGAACGACAUCCAGAAGGGCAAGGUUUUUGACAGCUUCAAAUUCCUCACGGCCCGAGAUGAUGAGCUCCCAGGUCCCACCGUAAAAGCUGCGCCUCUGAAGACGGGGCUGACGGCAUGGAAGGUGGUCUACGCCAAUCCCGUGGCCAUGCGCGCGACGCCAAAAGCCACGGGCCGUUUGGUGGGACAGCUACAUCCAGGAGAUGUUGCCUACUGCAACGAGAAGUCGCGGAGCGGCGACUGGCUCAAAGUGGAGGAGGUGGAAGGACAAGAUCUGCGGGAUGAUGCUUGGGUGCUCGUGGAUGGUUCUGACUUUGGGAUGGGUAUUUUGCUCCAGAAAGUGGAGAAACGCUGACCUUCCGGCCUGGCUGGUGGUUUCUGCGUCAAUCUCUG